Stomoxys calcitrans (stable fly) is the source of this 1624-nucleotide messenger RNA. RefSeq names its product tRNA-dihydrouridine(20a/20b) synthase [NAD(P)+]-like (gene Dus4). NCBI's taxonomy places the organism in Eukaryota, Metazoa, Arthropoda, Insecta, Diptera, Muscidae. Gene Ontology annotation, molecular function: tRNA dihydrouridine synthase activity; flavin adenine dinucleotide binding. The coding region runs from base 96 to 1271 and encodes 391 amino acids. The record is from RefSeq and is a predicted model, not a curated record. The transcript is spliced from 4 exons. Gene Ontology annotation, biological process: tRNA processing.
CUCCAAGCAUGCAGAGUCAGCUGUUUUUUAAAUGCGAAUUAGAUCCCAGUUUGACUUACUAUUUUUAUUUACUUAAAAAUAAAAAAAAUAAAUAAAUGGAAUCCAUAAAUCGUCGCCAUCACGACAUUCAAGAGAUCUUUAAAGAAGGCCGAGCUACUGAUGGCUUUCUUCGGGUGGCGGCACCCAUGGUUAGGUAUAGCAAAUUAGAAUUUCGGCGCCUACUAAAAAAGCAUGGGGUACAACUCCGUUUCACACCAAUGAUUAUAUCGGAUUCUUUCAUAAGAAGCGAAAAAGCCCGUCAAAAUGAAUUCACGACAGCUCCAGACGAUGACCCGGUAAUCGCACAGUUUGCCGCUAAGGAUGCUCAGGAAUUUGUAAAUUCCGCCAAACUAAUCUACCCAUAUGUAGAUGGUAUUGAUCUCAAUUGUGGAUGCCCUCAAUCAUGGGCAAUAGCAAAAGGAUAUGGUUGUGGUCUUCUUAAGCAGCCGGAAUUGGUAAAAGAUAUUGUACGCACCGUCAGGAGAACGGUGAAUGAGAAAUUUAGUAUUUCCUUGAAAAUUCGUCUGCUACAACACGAGUCGAGCAAAACGACUGUGGAUUUUGCCCGCCAAUUACAAAUGUGUGGUGCCGAUUUUUUAAGUCUACAUGGCCGGACCAUGUGGCAAAAGACGUCAGAACCUCUAAAUAUCCCAGCCAUAAGGGACGUUAAAGCUGCAUUGAGUAUUCCUCUUAUAGCUAAUGGUAGUGUACGCACCUGGAAGCAAGCGUGUGAGCUGCACGAACAGACUAGAGCCGAUGGAAUCAUGGUAGCAAGAGGUUUGCUAUCAAAUCCUGCCUUGUUUAAUCCACAAUACCAAGAAGCCACCAGCACGCCAAUGCAAUGUGUACAGGAUUGGUUGGAUAUUGCAGCAGAGGCUGGCGAUAAUAUACACUUUCUUUGUUUUCAUCAUCAUCUAACGUUUAUGUUUGGGCCAACGUUAAAACGCAAAUUAAGAUUGGAAUUUAAUUCUUUUACUUCAAAGGAGCAGAUAUUCGACUUCUUUGAAGAAAACUAUAAUAUUAAACCCAAUGUCUAUAUGGGAACUCCCUCGCCGCCUAAUACAAUUUGUAAUUAUGACCAUUUUGAGCCUAGUGUCACAAAAUUUAAUAAUGUUGAAGAUGCCACGACGUGGAAUUCCAAUUCAAAUGGCAAAUUUUUCAAUGAAUUUACUGAAGAUCUAGAAAGCGAUGAGGAUUGUGAGUUGGGGAACAGUUUCUUCGCCGAAAUCUAAAUGAUAAUAUACAACAUAGAGUUUUGCGAUAUGUAUUUAUGGACUUUUCAUUGGCUUAACUGAUGUAUGUACAUAUGUAGGAGUUUGAGAAGAUUGACCGUCUAUUUGCUAAACAGACUCACUAUUUUAGUCCAUUGUGAUACCACAGUUGAGCCUAACUAGGCCUCGGGGGGAAUCGAACCCACGUCCCAGCGCUGGUAAUCCGAGAACGCUACCAACUCGGCUACUGGGGCGAUGUAUUUGUACAAGGCCCAUUGAAGUUGUGCUAAAUGUAUGUGGAAAACAAAUUUGUAUGUGAAACCUUUAAUUAAAGUAAAAUAUACAGUGCAGUUUGUACUAUAUCAAUGAAAGUA